Messenger RNA from Prorocentrum cordatum, 1299 nucleotides. NCBI's taxonomy places the organism in Eukaryota, Dinophyceae, Prorocentrales, Prorocentraceae. The record is from the annotation of a GenBank genome assembly.
AUGGCAGGCGAUGGGCCCCCGAAGCUCAGUCGCCAUGCGCAGCGGCGCCGCGAGCAGGCCAAGGACUGGUGCUGCAAGUACUGCAUCCACCCGAUCUCGCAGAACCAGUGGUGGAAUCGGUCCGACACGGUGUCGUGCACCAAGUGCGGGUCGGCCAAGGCCGUGGCAUUCAUGUGUGUUCGCCCGCCGCCUGGACCGUCCACCAAGCGUGCCAAGCCGCCAGCUGCGAACUCAGGCAGCGGCUCCGCUGCGGUGCCGCCGUGGGUUAACGACAAGCUGGAGGCCCUGGCAAAGGAGUUGGCCAGCACCAAGGCCAAGCUGGCUGAGACCACCAGCAAGCAGCACGCGCCGUCCAUGGAGGUCGACGAGGGCGCAGAGCACUGUGAGGGCCAGGGUGACUCCUUGGACCAGAAGAGGGCGCGCCUUGAGGAGGUCGACGCUGCGCUGCGGGCCAUCGCCGGCUCCAGCGAGGUCCUGUUCGAGACGGCCCGGGUCGAGCUGGAGGACACUCGCAAGAAGCUCAGCGCGGAGCUGGCCGCUGCGAAGCCCGUCCCAGCGCAGCUGCGCACCCUGUCCUUCAAGCUGGGCAAGCUCGAGCAGAAGCGCGCCAAGCAGGAGGAGGCCCUGCAGGCAGCCAAGGACAAGGUCGUGCAGGCCAACAAGGAGGUGGAUGAGGCCACGCAGCAGCUCGCCGAGUCCGACGCGGCGAUCUUGGAGCUCCAGCAGGAGCAGACGCGGCUCGCCGCCACGCUCCCUCGUCCACCAGCUGGAGGCGUCUCGCCAAAGGCUGACAUCGUCGAGGGGCUCGGCGUCACCAUCGAGAAGCUGGGCGCGAUGUUGGCGGAGCUCGGCGACAGCGGGGUGCUCGCGGAGAAGCUUGGCACGGUGCUGGGCGAGGUCCGUGAGUACGAGCAGCGUAAGGUCGAGGCCGCAGCGCAGGAGGCCAAGGCUGCGGCCGAGGCAAGGGCGACCCAGGCCAAGGCUGAGCCUGUGCCCAGCCAGGGCGCCAAGGAGUCGGAGGCAGGCCCAGACCUCCCAGACCCCGACACGGCGACCGAGGAGGAGCUGCGCGAGUUCCUCUCCAGCUCGGGCGUGGACCCGUCCCAGGAGUGCGAGGAGCUCCGCGGCCAGGUGCGCAAGAUCACCGACGCGCUGGGCGGCUGGCGCGAGGUCAAGAGGGCCAAGGCCAGCGCUGCCCGCAGCAUGCGGAGGGCCCAGCUGCUGGAGCGCGUUGGAGCGCGCGAGCAGGCCUUGACUAAGGCGAGAGCGCGCCAGCGCCGAGGCAAGGCCUCCAGCAAG